AUGCAUCUGUAUGCUUUGUUCGUUCUUCAUAAGGAUCCUACCUCAGGAAAAGCAACGAUUCUUAAGAGCGCAUCAGAUGUCAGCAGUUUUGCAUUCUUCUAUCGAAAGAAUGUUGGGGUAAGAGGAUAUUAUUUUUUUGACUUUUUUUUGUCUUCUCGUUUCGCAUGCUCUUUCGAAAAUGGUGGUUUAAUAUUUCGGCUGGUACUGGGAAGCGUGAGAUAAAACUUUGAGGGAUUGAAACAUGCCCCCGCCCUCGGAAAAAACUUCCCUUGUUAAAUGAGUUUUUUUAGGAGUUCAUGUCAUUUACAAGCCGUCUAUUGGCGGAGAGAUCUGAAACUCCAAGCAGAAACUGUAUUACCGAAAAGGAAUACCGACUACGGUGUUUUGUUCGACCUGAUAACUUGUGCGGAGUUUGUGUAACCGACCAAGAGUAUGAGGACCGAGUUGGAUUCGUUUGCUUGAGUAAGGUCCUGGACGAAUUCGCACAAGCCGUGCCAUCCUCGAAGUGGCCUCAGAUACAUAAAGAAGAGGAGUGCGACUUCAGUAAACUAAAUGAACUGCUUGUCAAAUGGCAAAAUCCGAGAGAAGCUGAUGCCCUGACGCGUGUUCAGGUAUGUAAUUCCUACUUAUCUUCACGUUUCAUUUUAGGAUGAGGUUGAAGAGACUAAAGUAGUUCUCCAUAAUACAAUGCAAUCUGUUCUGGAGCGAGGAGAAAAGUUGGACGACCUUAUACAAGCUUCAGAAAGCCUUUCCAAUCAAAGCAAACAAUUCUACACCCAAGCGAGGAAAAUGAACAAAUGCUGUAACUAUGUCUGA
Bursaphelenchus xylophilus (pine wood nematode) is the source of this 816-nucleotide messenger RNA. The record is from the annotation of a GenBank genome assembly. Lineage: Eukaryota; Metazoa; Nematoda; Chromadorea; Rhabditida; Aphelenchoididae.